This is a messenger RNA of Penicillium taxi, 2031 nucleotides long. RefSeq names its product tyrosine/serine/threonine protein phosphatase PPS1 (gene pps1). Bases 1 to 2031 code for a protein of 676 amino acids. Gene Ontology annotation, biological process: protein dephosphorylation; nuclear DNA replication. Lineage: Eukaryota; Fungi; Ascomycota; Eurotiomycetes; Eurotiales; Aspergillaceae. The record is from RefSeq and is a predicted model, not a curated record. The transcript has 5 exons. Gene Ontology annotation, molecular function: protein tyrosine/serine/threonine phosphatase activity.
AUGACAACCGUAAUUGUUCAACAGCAGCAUUCUCUGCGCCAUUCAACCCCACCUCCUACAUCUCCCAUGGCUCCAUCACUUGCGGUCAAUGCCGUACCUCGACAAAGUCCAGUCUCGAGACACUUGCCUGUGUGCCCCGCGGGACCUUCGCCAGAGUCAUCUCCAGAGUCUUCAAGUUCUCCAUUUUCUUACCAUUCGUCAGAUUCUCAAGAUUCUGCCAAACCCUCUUCACUUCUUAUCUCCCCCGAUCAAUCAACUCGCCUGACACCUGCUUCAUCACCGAUAUUUGCCAUCGAUGCCGAAACUCUUUCUGCCGCACUCAAUCACCAGGCAUCGCUGCCUUUGCCUGAUCCUGAACAAAUGUUCCCGUGGAUUCACGGCCUUCAUCCCGACAACCACCUACAGUUGGGUUUCUUCUUGGGCCGCAAACGUGGUCAUCGGGUUCGUAGAACGCCCAAGUGCUGGCGAGGUAUCACAUUGGUCAAACUGGGCGGGGACCUGCGCAAAGCGCGCAUUAAUGGUGCUGUGGGCCCUGAUGAGGUGAUCUCCAUCAGAGACCGCUUUAUGGUUGCGGACGGGCUGUUGGAGGGAUUCUCUGUUCGGAACUUUGAUAUACAAACCUCCAAAAUGGCGACCUUGUCAGAUAUCGUCAUCUACGGGGAGGAUAGUGUCCAACAAUCGGAACUUAUCAAGUUGGCAGAGAGGUUCGGAGUGGCUCAGAAAGCCUGGCAAAACAAAUACGAUCCUCUGCACGAGCACCCACCUUACAACUGCUUUGUGCUGACGAGCUCCUUCACCGAUUUUGAGAAGAAGUUCCCACAUUUGGUGGCUGUUAAUUCAAUGGGUGAGACUACCGGCCAGGUCACCGACUUUGGUCAAUGCGAAAAAUUUGAGAUGCGUAGUAUGGCGAAAGCGUCGGAAAUCUCAAAAAAUGUCUGGCUUGGUCCGACGCCUGACUGGAUGUUGAAAUCAGGAGGUGAAGCAUCAAAGGAGGUUACAUACGACCUGAUGAUUGAAACAAACGAUCUGUCUAGCAUCCCUGGUCCUCGAUACCUUUCCAUGAUUGAUAAAAAACUUGAAGAUGGCCCCCAGCGCAUGGAUUUCCCCUCUUCGGGCGCUAUCGUGCUUCCAUCGGAAAAAUCAGAAAAUAAUCGAGAAGUGCAGGACCUCAUCUCCACCCUUCGUUGGAUUUACUACCUUGCCAACCCUGAUGAGCCUGCAGAGGCACAGGAAAAAGACAGCGGUAUGGGCCUGAGCAUCAGUCACUCGGAAUUGAAGCCACGCAAGGUGCUCAUCCAUUGUCCCGAUGGAUACACAGAGAGCUCAUUGCUUGCUGUUGCAUACUUCAUGUUUGCUCAAAAUGUUCCCGUUCAUGAAGCUUGGAUGAGAUUGCAUUGUGAAAAGAAGCGAAACUUUUUCGCUUAUCCCAUUGACAUGCAGCUUCUGAAGCUUGUUCAGCCUCGUAUUCUGCAGGAAUCUCCGGCUCCAAUCACUUCCAACUCUACGCAUAUCUGGGAACCUAGCUGGUUCGGUACUGUAGACGGUUCCUUGCCCAGUCGCAUUAUGCCAUACCUUUACCUUGGUAAUAUCAACCAUGCCAACAACCCAGAGAUGUUGUGGGAACUUGGAAUCCGGCAAGUUCUGAGUGUUGGUGAGCCGUUGAAUUGGAGCAAGGAGGAACGUGCUGUUUGGGGACAAGAAAGUCUGUUGUACAUCGAUGAUGUACAAGACAAUGGUAUCGACCCCCUAUCCCCGGAAUUUGCUCGAUGCUUGAAGUUUAUUGAAAAUUGCAAGCAUGAUGGUAGUGCCACACUGGUUCAUUGCCGCGUCGGUGUUUCCCGGUCUGCCACCAUCUGUAUUGCUGAAGUGAUGCAGGCCAUGAGCCUCUCGUUCGCUCGAGCUUAUUACGAGCUUUUGCAAUGGGAAGAGCUUCAAAUGCGCAAACGCAAAAUUCCUCUCAAACGUGAGCUAGAGUGGGCAUCCGUCUGCCACGAGAUAGCCUUGCUCAACAAGCCAUACGCAAGGACCUAA